Messenger RNA from Stereum hirsutum FP-91666 SS1, 1074 nucleotides. Its product is annotated as WD40 repeat-like protein. Lineage: Eukaryota; Fungi; Basidiomycota; Agaricomycetes; Russulales; Stereaceae. Gene Ontology annotation, molecular function: protein binding. The transcript is spliced from 11 exons. Gene Ontology annotation, cellular component: TORC2 complex; TORC1 complex. Gene Ontology annotation, biological process: TOR signaling; regulation of actin cytoskeleton organization. Bases 55 to 987 code for a protein of 310 amino acids. The record is from RefSeq and is a predicted model, not a curated record.
CCCACUCAAGCUGCGCCUCCACCGUCUACGAAACCAGCUCCAGCGCGCCAUGAUAUGUCUGUGAUCCUCGUCACAGGCUCUUAUGACCAUGAAAUACGCUUCUGGGAAGCUUGGAGUGGCAUCUGUUCCAGAACAAUCGCUCGCUCCGGCGAGAUUGGUCAAGUUAAUCGUCUAGCUAUCUCCCCCGACAAACGCCUCUUAGCUGCAGCGAUCCACAAGAAGGUCAACAUAUAUGAGAUCGCGAGUUCUUCCUCUACCCCACUGAUCACAUUUGAUGGACACACCAUGAAUGUCACCUCCGUGUGCUUCCAUAGUCAGGGCAAAUGGCUUGUGACCGGUAGUGAGGAUGGUACUAUCAAAAUAUGGGAUCUGCGGAGCACGCACCUUCAUCGUAACUAUAAUAACGAAGCGCCCGUGAAUGAUGUAUGUGUGCAUCCCAAUCAAGGCGAGCUGAUCUCCUGUGAUCAAGCAGGCAGGAUAAAGCAGUGGGACCUAUCCGAAAAUAUCUGCACUCAUGAACUGACUCCUGCCGGAGAUGUUCCUAUUCGCUCAGUGACACUGGCUUCGGAUGGCACAUGCUUGGUCGCAGGCAAUAACAAGGGCAAAUGCUAUGUUUGGAAAAUCAAUGAAGAGAGCUCACAACUCCCUCGAUUCCAAGCAGUCACGAAGUUUCAGGCGCACGCCAAGUACCUCACGAGAUGUCUUCUUAGCCCAGACGUGAAAUUCCUUGCCACAUGCUCGGCGGAUACUACCGUCAAGAUCUGGUCGAUCUCCUCCAACUACGACUUCAAACUCGAAAAAGUCUUACAGGGACACCAAAGGUGGGUAUGGGACUGCGCCUUCAGUGCCGAUUCCGCAUAUCUUGUCACCGCUUCUUCGGAUCACACUGCUCGACUGUGGGAGAUGGCAUCGGGAGACACGGUCAGACAAUAUAACGGGCACCACAAAGCGGCCGUAUGUUGCGCUUUGCACGAUGGCGCAGGCUAACCAGGCAGAGUGUCACGUUCUUUUGGUGCUCUCCCUGGCAGAUGGUUGUACGUCGUUGAUCACAAUACACAGCCCUGAUCAUACCGC